AUGAGCAGUUCGAAAGUUAUCGAUGAUGGGAUCCCUUCAUCAGCUGGCAUUCAUGGCGGGAAGAGAGCGCGAGAGCUGAUUCCUCAGAUUGACCACCCGAAAAUCACAAAGAUCUGUUGUAUCGGCGCUGGAUACGUUGGAGGCCCAACAUGUUCGGUGAUUGCGAACAAGAAUCCAGAUAUCAGAGUCACAAUCGUAGAUCUCAGCGUCGAACGUAUUGAAGCAUGGCAAUCCAACGACCUUCCCAUCCACGAACCGGACUUGAUGGAAGUUGUGCAAUCAGCUCGCGACAACCACGAAGGUAGACCCGCGAACCUCUUCUUCUCCACGGAUAUCGAUACUGCCAUCAUAGACGCCGAUUGCAUCUUCGUCAGUGUCAACACACCAACAAAGAGCCUUGGGAGGGGCAAGGGAAGAGCACCCGAGAUGUCAUGGUUCGAGUCUGCUAUUCGGAGAAUCGCCGACGUAGCAGCAUCAGACAAGAUCAUCGUCGAGAAAUCCACGGUUCCCGUCCGGACGGCAGACAACAUGCGCGAGAUCCUCAUGGCAAACUGCAGACCGGGCGUGAAAUUCGAGAUCCUCUCCAAUCCGGAGUUUCUGGCCGAGGGAACCGCCAUCAAGAACCUGCUCGAGCCAGAUCGCAUCCUCGUCGGUUCCCUAUCCACCGAAGCAGGAAUCCGGGCUGCUGCUUCGCUGGUCGACGUCUACGCGGCCUGGGUCCCGAGGGAGAAGAUCAUCACUACCAGCCUCUGGUCAUCCGAGCUGGCCAAACUCGCUGCCAAUUGCCUCCUCGCACAGCGAAUCAGCAGUAUCAACGCCCUCAGUGCAAUCUGCGAGCAGACAGGAGCCAACGUCUCCGAAGUCUCCAGAGCAUGCGGUCUGGACGCUCGGAUCGGCCCCAAGAUGUUGUCCGCCUCUGCUGGCUACGGCGGUUCCUGCUUCAAGAAAGACAUCCUCAGCAUGUCGUACAUCGCCGAGGCUCUCCACCUCCCUGAGGUAGCGGCAUACUGGAAGUCGAUCAACGACAUCAACGAGUACCAAAAGGAUCGCUUCGCACGCCGCAUCGUGGCAUGCCUGCACCACUCUCUCGCGAACAAGAAGAUCGCCGUCUUCGGCUUUGCGUUCAAGAAAGACACCGGCGACGUGAGAGAGAGCGCGGCGAUCAGCAUCUGCCACCAUCUCAUGAUGGAGGGCGCAGAUAUCGGAAUCUACGACCCCCAGGCUCCGGAAGAGAACAUCCGCCACGAGCUCGAGGCCUCCUGUGACGACCCCCGAAUCGUUAGAGAGCGGGUGAAGGUCUACCAGACGCCGUACGAGGCAUCUCAGGACGCUCACGCGGUCGUGAUCGUGACCGAGUGGGACGAGUUCGGCAACAGAACGUCGGCGGCGCCAGAGAGGAGUGUGGCGGUCAGUACUCCGCCCGCUACGCCUCGAAGGGGCACGUCUGAGACCGAGAAGGCGUUCUCUGUCAGCCUAGAGCUGGAGCCGGCGGCUCUGAAGGCCAAGGUCGAUUGGGAGAAGGUUGCCCGCGGUAUGCGGAAACCCAUGUACGUCUUUGACGGGAGGAAUAUGGUUGAGCCUCGGAGCCUCGAGGACCUGGGAUUCCAGGUCGAGGGUAUUGGGAUGGCUGGCAGAGGGCGCAGGGUUGUCGUCGAUUUGGACUCGUAG
This is a messenger RNA of Drepanopeziza brunnea f. sp. 'multigermtubi' MB_m1, 1668 nucleotides long. RefSeq lists its product as uncharacterized. Gene Ontology annotation, biological process: glycosaminoglycan biosynthetic process. The record is from RefSeq and is a predicted model, not a curated record. Gene Ontology annotation, molecular function: UDP-glucose 6-dehydrogenase activity; NAD binding. Lineage: Eukaryota; Fungi; Ascomycota; Leotiomycetes; Helotiales; Drepanopezizaceae. Gene Ontology annotation, cellular component: nucleus.